Bombina bombina (fire-bellied toad) is the source of this 2740-nucleotide messenger RNA. It is a transcript of the gene SCYL1, whose product is annotated as SCY1 like pseudokinase 1. Gene Ontology annotation, molecular function: protein kinase activity; ATP binding. The record is from RefSeq and is a predicted model, not a curated record. Gene Ontology annotation, biological process: protein phosphorylation. The coding region runs from base 38 to 2539 and encodes 833 amino acids. NCBI's taxonomy places the organism in Eukaryota, Metazoa, Chordata, Amphibia, Anura, Bombinatoridae. The transcript has 19 exons.
GAUGACGUCACGGUGACGUGGCUCCCUCGGUGUCAAGAUGUGGUUCUGGACCCGGGACCCGGCCCGUGAUUUUCCGUACGAUGUUACCGGGGAGAGAGAGGAGCUGCCUGGUGGAUGGGGAAUACAGAAAGGAAAAAAGAAGGCCGGUGGGGAUGCAGUAUCUGUGUUUACGUAUGAUAUUCGGCCUGGAGCUGAUGACCAAUUACAGGCAGCCAAGUCCGCACUGAAACGGAUCAAGACUCUAAAACAUCCCAAUAUAUUAUCAUACGUGGAUGGACUUGAGACAGAUAAAUGCCUCUACAUUGUGACCGAGCCAGUGACACCGCUAGGAUCCUAUCUAAAAUCCAGGAGUGACACAGGUGGUGUUAACGAGCUGGAGAUUUCAUGGGGUCUUCACCAAAUUGUGAAAGCUCUCAGUUUCCUAGUAAACGACGGUAACCUCAUACACAAUAAUGUGUGUGUUUCGGCUGUUUUUGUGGACCGAGCGGGCGAAUGGAAGUUGGGUGGCCUGGAUUAUAUGUAUCCUGUAGGGAGUGAGGCCGGUGCUCCCAGAAGGAGUGAGGCAGAGCUUGAAAAGUACAGCCCCCCGGAAAAGACAGACCGCAACAAGACAACUGGGGAGAAAUGGUCGGCUGAUAUGUGGGGUCUAGGCUGUCUUAUUUGGGAGGUAUUUAAUGGACCUCUUCCUCGCCCAACUGCUCUUCGCUCUCUAGGAAAGAUUCCCAAGACCCUGGUGCCUCAUUACUGUGAACUUGUAGGCGCUAAUCCCAAAAUCCGUCCCAACCCCUCACGGUUUCUGCAAAACUGCCGCUCUUCUGGAGGAUUCCUCAGCAAUAGCUUUGUGGAGGUCAAUCUGUUCCUGGAAGAGAUUCAGAUAAAGGACCCUGCUGAGCGACAGACAUUUUUUGAACAACUUAGUGAAAAUCUAGAUUCCUUUCCUGAAGAUUUUUGUCGUCAUAAAAUCCUUCCCCAACUGCUGAAUGCCUUUGAAUUUGGCAGUGCAGGAGCUGUGAUCCUGACACCGUUAUUUAAGAUUGGAAAGUUUCUAAAUGCAGAAGAAUACCAGCAAAAAAUAAUUCCUAUAAUAGUUAAAAUGUUUUCUUCUACUGACCGCGCCAUGAGAAUACGUCUACUUCAGCAGAUGGAGAAUUUUAUCCAGUACUUGAAUGAACCAACUGUCAACACUCAGAUAUUUCCACAUGUGGUCCAUGGGUUUAUGGACACUAACCCUGCUAUACGAGAGCAGACAGUGAAGUCCAUGCUGCUGCUGGCUCCCAAACUGAAUGAGAAUAAUCUCAACGUGGAACUGAUGAAACAUUUUGCUCGGCUGCAAGCACGGGAUGACCAGGGACCCAUCCGAUGUAACACGACAGUAUGUCUGGGCAAGAUUGCACCGUACCUCAACCCUACUACACGGCAGAGAGUCCUGAUUUCUGCAUUCAGCAGAGCCACCAAAGACCCUUUUUCCCCAUCAAGGGCGGCUGGUGUUCUCGGUUUUGCUGCCACGCACAACUUUUACUCCAUGAAUGACUGUGCGGGGAAAAUCUUGCCUGUUCUUUGUGGGGUCACAGUAGAUCCUGAGAAAAGUGUCAGGGAGCAGGCAUUCAAAGCCAUACGAAGCUUUCUGGAUAAGCUAGAAUCUUUAUCAGAGGAUCAGUCACAACUGGCAGACCUUGAGAAAGAUGUCCAUGCGGCUUCAACAAGCCCAGGUGUGACAGGGGGAUGGGCUGGAUGGGCCGUCACUGGAGUAUCCUCCUUGACCUCAAAAUUCAUCAGAUCUUCUGCAACAGGUGGACAGGAAGCCGUAUCUGCUGGCGGAGUUGUGCCAACACCCGCUGCACACACUGAGCCUAGCAAGCCAGAUGCAAACCCUUCGCCACCUGCACCUACUUUGACCACAGCCCCAUCAUACCAGCAAGAACCUGAGGAGGAGGAUAGAAUGAAAGAUGACAGUCCUUUAGACCGAUGGGAUGAUGAAGACUGGGGGAGCCUAGAGGACUCUGAACAGAACAAGCGACAGCCAAUGGUUGAUGACUGGGACACAGCUUGGAGCCAGAGCUCCAGUAAAAAGACCAAAGACAAAGUGCCACCUGAUCCAUCCAGCAGAAUGACACCUGAGCAGCAGAGUGACCAGCGACAUUCUGCUCCCAUAAGCUCUGGCUCUGAUGAUGGUUGGGGGUGGGAUGAUUCCUUCCAAACGGCGUCUUCCACGAGGGAUGCUCCAAAAUCUAAAGCUGCCCAGCCUGAGGGCACAAGACUUGCCAGUGAUUACAACUGGGACAGCGCUGGGGCUAAGCCGGACGAUUUCUUUUCCUCUACGUCACUGCGGGGGACUCAGAAGAACGACUUGAGUUUAGAUGGAACUGGCGACUGGGGGGCAGAUGACAACUGGGAGUCAGUAGAGACGGAUCAUGGUCUCAGCAAAGCUGAAAUCGCCAAGAAAAAACGAGAGGAGCGGCAGCGAGAGAUUGAGGCUAAGAGGGCAGAGCGGAGGGCCGCUAAAGGCCCCCUAAAACUAGGAGUGAGGAAACUCGAUUAAGUGGAUAUCAUGAACAGACACCAAUUCCGCAGAGAAAGGGGUGGUUUCAGGUAACUGAACAAAAUCAUCACAUACUUUGGAAUUUCCCAGAAUGAAGACAGAAGGUCAAAGGUUUCAUAAUAUUUAUGUUGUAUAAAUUUUUAUCUUACAUACACUGCUGUAUAUUUACAGCCGAUGAAUAAAACAUUUUUUCAAACCAUA